GUUCAACUGAAAAUAACGCGGUUGAGCUCGAGGUGGCAGUGGUGGACUGUGAACUGUCAGUGAGGUUAAGAAAACACUUCUGUUGUGGUUAUGGGAGACUGAGUACUGGUUCAUGUAGAUGGCUUAAACGUUAAACUGAACCCUGGAAGAAGCAGUGUCUGUUAGAGCGGUCAGAGCUUAGGCGCUUGAACUUUGAUUGUUACAGUCAGCGGCGCGUGAAGGAGCCGUUAAACCAUCAUCAGGAAGGAGAAGACGCGUCACCGCCCGCUCGGAGCUCUCUCUCUCUCGACAGGGGACGACAGAACACGGUCCGCGGCCAUGGCUGCCCUCGGUAACUCGGGGACUGUUACGUCCAGUCCGAUGGUGGUCCUGGCGCCCAAGACGAAGACGAAGAAGAAGCACUUUGUUCAGCAGAAGGUGAAAGUGUUUCGAGCCAGCGAGCCCAUCGUGAGCGUGUUCAUCUGGGGCGUGAAUCACUCGAUCAAUGAUCUCAGCCAGGUUCCUGUUCCCGUCAUGCUCCUGCCUGAUGACUUCAAAGCCAACACUAAGGUCAAGGUCAACAACCACCUCUUCAACAAAGAAAACCUUCCCGGACAUUUUAAGUUCAAAGAAUACUGUCCUCAGGUUUUCCGAAAUCUAAGGGAACGUUUUGGUAUCGAGGAUCUGGACUAUCAGGUGUCUUUAACCCGCAGCCCCCCGGUGAGAAGUGCAGACGAUCAGGGAGAGAGUCUCCUCCUCAACUCCUAUGACCGAACUCUUGUCAUCAAGCAGAUCUCCAGCGAAGACGUUGCAGAUAUGCACAACAUUCUGUCAGAGUAUCACCAGCACAUCGUGAAGUGCCACGGCAGCACGCUGCUGCCCCAGUUCCUGGGAAUGUACCGAGUGAGCGUUGACAGCGAGGAGGCGUACCUCAUCGUCAUGAGGAACAUGUUCAGCCACAGGCUGGUGGUGCACAGGAAGUACGACCUGAAGGGCUCUCUGGUUGAUCGUGAAGCAAGUGACAAAGAAAGGGAAAAAGAGCUUCCAACCUUUAAGGACAUGGACUUCAGGAACAACAUGCAGAAGGUAUACGUUACAGACGAGGAGAAGGAGAAGUUCAUGGAGAAACUCAACAAAGAUGUAGAGUUCCUGGUGAAGCUGAAGAUCAUGGACUACAGCCUGUUGCUCGGCAUCCAUGACAUCGGCCGAGCCGAGCGGGAGGAGGAGGAGAGCGGGGAGGUGUCCAACGAGGAGGAAGCCGAGUCGGAGAACGGGCUGGCUCCGGGCCCCGCCGCAGGUUCUUACGGAACGUCUCCUGAAGGGAUCGCUGGUUACAUGUCGUCCUGCAAGCCUCUGGGGCCGGGCGAGUUCGACCCCUAUGUGGAUGUUUACGCCCUCCGGAGCUGCCCAGGCGCCCCGCAGAGGGAGGUCUACUUCAUGGGCCUGAUCGACGUUCUCACACAAUACGAUACCAAGAAGAAAGCCGCUCACGCCGCAAAAACGGUCAAACACGGGGCCGGGGCUGAAAUCUCCACGGUCCAUCCUGAGCAGUACGCCAAACGCUUUCGGGACUUCAUCUCGAAGAUUUUUGCGUAAGCCUCCGCCUGCGGACGCUGCCAGAAGUCAUUCCAGCCUUCGACUGUAGAUCAUCACUAGUAUGCACACAUGGAUCAAUAUUUAAAUUAGGUGACAAGACAAAACUUGUAGCAUUAUGAGGCAUAUAUUUAUUUUGAAGAUAUAUAUAUAUAUUUCUUUAGGUAUUGAACACUGUUGGGAACAGUAGUGUGUGUGGGAAAUGGGAGCACUUUUGAUCAUGAACUGAUGGGGGUUUGAAUAGUUUUUUGUUUGUUUGGUUUUUUUUUUUCAUUUUGGUUUUCAAACAUUAAACUAAAUAAAGUUACGAUAAAUAGUCAAUGCACAAUAAAUAUUUAGAUUAAUUUUUUCCAAAAGGAACUGCUCUGGUUUGGAGAGUCUGGUUGGAUGUUUUCUUUUACUUCGUUUCCACUGAGUGGUACAGUGAUAAUAUCCAAAAAUAUCAAUAUUGUUGAUAUAAUAAUACCUAACCUUUUGAAUUAGGGAAACCUUACAAUCAAGGUUUAGAUUGCAACAAUGUUAUUCCAGGAAUUCCAGGACGUUUAGCUUUACAGCUAUAUUCUCUGUACAAUGGCUGCUGGAAAAGACAAGUGUUUUGUUGUUUACUUAUCACCCAGAAGCCACUUGUUGCAUUCUUGUUGGUUGUGCAGAAGGUUCCACUUCUCAUUCAGCUCAUUCUGACUAAAACUGUGAUAUCUAAAAUGACUUUGUGCAAAACAAAUGCAACGUAACAUGUUCUGUGAUCCAUCCUAACCUGUUCAAUGAAGCUUAAUGCAACCGUGGAAUGAUUUGAUUCAGUUCGCUUUUACACCGAAAGCAGACGAACCGCUCAGUCGAAACGAAGCGCUACAUUGUGUGAAGUACGAUCAAUCGCUCGUGGUUGAAUCUUGAAGGACUUCUGACAGCUGAGCCAAACAUGAAGCUUAAAAACAGAAGCACAAGAGUGUCUUUGUUCCCAGUAACGUCUCAAACUUCCAAUCUCGCCAUAUUUUAACUGAAAACAGACGCCAAAACAAAAAUAACCUGCAAGAGUCACAGAUACUCAGAACUGGUUAAUUAUGAACAGAGCUGAGCUGUUUGCUGCUUCCAGUCUUUAUGCUAAGCUAAACAUUUACCAUUAGUUUGUGGAAACACAAGCCGUUUCCCAGAAUUAUUCCCUAAACCUUUAAAUGAAUAAUAGAUUUGUCAUUUAGAAUAAAGCAGCUUUUAGUAAACAUUCAUCCAUAGAAGCAGGUAUUUGUAGUUCUUAGUGCCAAAAGCUUUAUCAUAGCAGAUAUUUACAUUUUGCCAAUUAAUCUGACCUUUUUUUGUUUUGUUUAAGGGGGGGAAGUUUGAAGGAUCAAAUACUAAUUCUGCUGCAUUUUUUAUCUAAAUUUGUAGCAUGUUGUCAGAGAUUGAUGGAAACCAAGCAAUCAUAUCUAAGCCUGUGAACAUGUCUUCCAGCUGUUUAAGCCUCUGAACUAAUGAGGAGCUCCUUUGUGAGGAGACUGGUCCAGAUUCCGGGCCGCCGGGUCUCCAUUCUGGUUCUGAUUGAAUAGUGUGGUGGUUUGUGCGUUUAAGUGGCAAAUGUGUGUGUUAUUAUUCUGAUUCAAGGUUAAAAUUAGGCGAUACUCUCUAGAGUCACACUACAUUUUAUCAGCUUGGCCUUAACACAGUGAGGUUUUGAGCUUUCCUGACAGCAGGUGAGGCAAAAUGAAUGCAGAUGCUUCGUCUGUAUGAUGCCUCGUCUAAACGUUAGCUGCACAUGAUGUAUUUUUUGCAAAUUAGCUUUUGGACCAAAUUAUAUUUUACAAAGAUUUUUCCAGAAUCCAUUGGAACGCAUUUCCCUGGGAAAUGUGUGCGAGCGCUUGAUGACUGGUGAAAAUGAGUUCUGGAUCUGCCAGUGGUUUUCAGAGUCCGGAUUGACUUCGUGUGACACUUUCGUCUUAGAAAUACCUCAAGUUUUUAAAUGUCCAGAGGAGGAACGCUGUUGAUUUUUGUUGUUGUUGUAAAACAUGUACUCUGACAUCAUUCCUCUUAUCCAGUGAAUCAUCUGUUCAACAUGAUUUUGACUUCUUCCUUUUGUGUCUGGAUAACGUGUUUUUCAUGUACUUUGUAAGCUAAAGUAAAAAUGUGCAAGUGUCAGCUUUUACAUGUAACAAAACUAUUUUAGGGGGCAACGUAUUAAACUUGUAAACUUUGUUUUUGCUUUUAUUUGACACUAAAAACUGUCAGUUUUGUGUGAAGCAUAUGGAGUGAUUUUAUUUUAUGUUUUCUUUGAAUUUAAGGAGAAAUAAACAUUUUGUUCUGUUAAUAUG
This is a messenger RNA of Poecilia latipinna (sailfin molly), 3869 nucleotides long. It is a transcript of the gene pip4k2ca, whose product is annotated as phosphatidylinositol-5-phosphate 4-kinase, type II, gamma a. Gene Ontology annotation, molecular function: 1-phosphatidylinositol-5-phosphate 4-kinase activity; 1-phosphatidylinositol-4-phosphate 5-kinase activity. The record is from RefSeq and is a predicted model, not a curated record. Gene Ontology annotation, cellular component: plasma membrane. Bases 319 to 1575 code for a protein of 418 amino acids. Lineage: Eukaryota; Metazoa; Chordata; Actinopteri; Cyprinodontiformes; Poeciliidae. Gene Ontology annotation, biological process: phosphatidylinositol phosphate biosynthetic process. The transcript has 10 exons.